This is a messenger RNA of Ruditapes philippinarum (Manila clam), 1078 nucleotides long. RefSeq names its product oligodendrocyte transcription factor 2-like. Bases 308 to 1057 code for a protein of 249 amino acids. The transcript has a single exon. The record is from RefSeq and is a predicted model, not a curated record. NCBI's taxonomy places the organism in Eukaryota, Metazoa, Mollusca, Bivalvia, Venerida, Veneridae. Gene Ontology annotation, molecular function: protein dimerization activity.
UUUACCAUGUAAAAACCGUAUUCUCUUCCGAAUCAUUAGGUCUUAACCGCCUUCAAUUACCAAUCAUCCAGUGUUCGCGUCAAAUGAGGUGGCCAUAUUCACAUCUUCACAAUUGCCAUCGCUGAAGCAUAAAAUACUUUAAUUUGCUCCCCUAUUAAAUCUUGUUUAACCACACCCAUUCAGCCACUGAUUGACAUUUGCGCAUGCCACUUGAUAACCUAGGUAACAUGUAUCAGUCCCAUGUCACCAUUCACCAGACGGAAAAUAGUCCAGAACAAAUGUUCGUCUGAGAAACAUUGCUCUAACAAUGGAAAAAGACGGGAAAGAGAUUUCUGUGGUUUAUGGUCAGGAUGAAUCUUCGAGCGGGAGUUUAAUAAGUCCGUCAAUCAUGUACGACAGUGAUUCAUCCCAGGAAAAUCAAGAUUUUAACUCAGAUACUGGUCAAAAAGGACACAGCAGAUCUUCUGGAACUAGAAGAAAACUAAUCACAGAUAAAGAUGGUGAUGAAAAGGAGCUACAAGAUUUACGGUUAAAAGUCAAUUCAAGAGAAAGGAAAAGAAUGCAUGAUUUGAACUCGGCUCUGGAUGGAUUAAGGGAAGUGAUGCCGUAUGCGCAUGGACCUUCAGUGCGAAAAUUAUCUAAAAUUGCGACAUUGCUGCUCGCCAAGAACUAUAUUCUGAUGUUGACUAAUUCUUUGGAGGAAAUGAAAAAACUUGUAAGCGAUGUGUAUAGAUCGGACAAACGUCCUUCACCGACGCCGCCGGUGUUACAGCCGCAACCAACACCUCACAGCCUUCAUUUCCCUCUCUUGCCGACGUCAACGCGAACGUUGGCUUCAGCUGAACUUGAAGAAAAAUCAACUGGAAACAAGGAGAAAUCUUUGCCAAGUGCCAUAAGUCCUGUGACCGGAAGUGAACAUCAUGUGAUCGAUCCGCGUUGGCAGGCGCCGUGUGCGUGCACACAGUGUCUUUAUGUACAUUCUAGAAGGGGGUUUACACCAACAUAUCAUCCACCUUUGUUUUCUCCGUAUGCAAGGAAAAGUCACGACCAUCAUUAGCAAAGACAUUAUUUUCUUUGA